Acanthochromis polyacanthus (spiny chromis) is the source of this 5567-nucleotide messenger RNA. RefSeq names its product arylsulfatase I. The record is from RefSeq and is a predicted model, not a curated record. NCBI's taxonomy places the organism in Eukaryota, Metazoa, Chordata, Actinopteri, Pomacentridae. The coding region runs from base 3489 to 5210 and encodes 573 amino acids. The transcript is spliced from 5 exons.
AAUGAGCGAGGGGAGGGUCCAGCUCAACACUUGUCCUGUCACUCAGACCUGUGCCACUGGGCUGCUGAUAGCUCCUCCAAAAAUAGGACUCCACCAUCACCUUCGCUGCUUUGCCUGCUCCUCUGCAGGCCCGAGGCAAAGUUAACAUUCAGAACGUCCAAAUGGCACCGAUUCAUAUCUGGCAUUGAGGUCAUUAGUAACCUUUAAUAGGGUCACAGCCAGACUCUCAUGUCUCAAGGCGCAAACUUGCCAUGAUAGGACACACCGCCCCUGAUUAAUCACUUUGAAAUGGGCUUCGAUUUAUGCUAAGAGCUACUGAUAAAAAUCAGCGUGGAGACAAUGAGCGGACUGACUUUGGUGCUGCGUUUUCUGCCAGCUCCUCUGGAUCUGGAGACAUUCCAGGCUGUCAUCAUCGAGCCUUUGGGAUAAAUAAUUUUCCAAGCUCUGGAUGAAUAGCCUGUGUAGCUACAUUGAAUACGUCUUAGCUUUUUUUCUUACAACAAUUUCACAGUGUUGACUGAAUGAUGAAGUGUGUACUUGUACAGAAAUGUAAACACAAGAAAAACGAGUAUCAUUCACUUCCACAAGUGUUUUUCACAGCUGGAUCUCACGUUCUUGCGCCCAUCCAAGCUCUUGGAUGUGCUGACAGCUGUGAGGGAAGAGAAAGAGACUUCUGAGGAACAUGGAAACCAAACAAAGAGUCUGCAGUCAUUCAAGUGUUUCUGUGAAGCUGCAUUUAUGUGCUACUGUCAUGCUAGCAUCAGGCAGGUGCAGUGUCUACGUUGUUCACCUGCCUGGUUCAGUAUGUCAGCAAACCACACUAGUAGUUACAAAAUACAGCUCAUGCUAAUAGGACGCCAGCUGUUAUUGACUUUUAGAGAUUUUUAGGUAUUUGGUUAUGAUUUCAGCCGGGCUUGAAAUGAGACUACUUCUUAGGGUUUUUAUUAAAGCAUCAGCAGUGAUGUUGGAUCUUACUGUCAUCUCAAGUACUGUGAGUGGCAGAAAUAAAGAGCAUUUUAAGAUAUUAAACUGGGAUCAGGCUAAGAUGAGAAGAAGGCUAUUUCUUAGGAGCUGAAUUUUUUUUUUAAAAAUAGAGAGGUAGUGAUGUUAAAGUGAGCUCAGUUAUGUCUACAAGAACCUGGACAAACAAAAUAUUAUUGGGAUUUUUCCUUUCCUCUGGGAAAGUGUCAUGAAAGACUGAGCAGUUAUUCAUAAUUUAAAACAUCAGAAACUUGUCAUUUAUGAAUGUGUCUUUGGAUGUGUUUGCAUCUGUUCCCUCAGAUUUAUACCUCACUUAAUCUUGGUCUAUUUAAAGUUGUGGGAAGAAAGCAGACUGAAAAACAACCCAGCAAACACAAGGAGAGUCUCAGUAGACGUAAGCUUAUUUAAAUUAUGUUGUAUUUUCCUUUGGGGCACUGACAGGCGUUUAGACCUGUUGAUAGAGGUUGAAUGAUCUGCUUACUAGACAGGCAAAGCUGCUAUUAUCAAUGCUGCGGGAGGUUACCAGUGAUAGCUGCUCCCUUUGGCAGCUUCACUCUGCAGCUGUCUCCAGGCCUCAGGAUAGUAACCAAGAUCAGUCCUGGGUCAGACGCUCAGAGAAAAAAAAAAAAAAAAAGUCACACUCUCCUGUUGGGGAUGGUGUCAGAUCUGACAGAACACUGCAGUUAAAGGGAGAUUUUAACAACUCGGAUAAAACGGAUCUGGUUUUAUUUGGUGUGUGUUUCACAAGGAAAGCGGGGCAUUUGAGAGUUAUCUGAACAAACGGGCAGUUGAAGGGGUUAUAGCUCAGUUAUGCCAAUUACUCCCUCUAGUGGUUGAAGUAAACUUUUUGAGUGCCACUUUGCAGUAAUUUUUACCAGUUUAGGGGUAAUUUAUACCUCUUUUGUGGUUAAAGAUGGCUAACUUUAGAUCCCAUUACACUGCAUUUUGUGAUGCAUUACAAGCAGCUUUGUUGCAUCACCAGUUAUAUUUGUCUAAAAUAUUUUUAAGAUAUAAAGAAACCAGUCUGCAAAUGUGUCUAGUUCUACUUUAUUGUAUUGUGUAAGGUUAUCAAAACACUUACUGGACUUAAGUGCGUUACAGAGACAUUUCUAAUAGAUUUGUGACAUCCUAAAAGUACCCCGUCAUUGUUGGGAGAGACUUGAGUGGCUGUGACUUUGAUAGAAAUCAUAUCAUUUCCAGAUGCAAACUUCUGCUAGCGCAAGAAUGAGAAGUCUAUGAACAGAAAAACAGAUCUGUGAUACUCAAUAACAGAUUGUUCAGUUAAACACAAUAUAGUGUGUACUGUGUGAGGACUUUGUCUAACUGCAAUGCAGGCCUGUAACAAGUCAGGACGAGGUCUGCUUAGUCACUCUGCCCAGGACAGAAGCUGGCUGUCUUUCAGUAAAAGUAAAAAGGUCAGAAUCCAUAUGCAUCAGUAUGACUGCAGCGAUUUACUUUCCCCUGUAGCACCAUAUGUUUUUGUUUUUAUUUUAAUUCCAUAUGCCUCUAUUGUGGUAGCAAAAUUAAUUAAAGUGUGGUGUACGCAAAGACACAAGGAUUGUUGCUUCACCUCAGGAAAUCGAGGAAGCGGCGUGUUUUUUCCUGUGGACAUGGGAGAACUGUUAAGUGAGUCGACGGUUUUGUCCUCUCAUGUUCCCCCUGUUAAUUAGCUCGUGUGUGGCUAUCUCUCCUUUCAAGGUUUUCCCUUUCACUGUGUCACUGGUGUCUUAUUUUCAUCCUUUUCAACCGCGAGCUUUAAACAUUUUCCUCUGUUCUUUCAUUCCUCUAUUUAAUGACUUCUCCGCCGGCCAACCUGCCUUCCCCGAGACGACUUUGACAGACAGAUUUGUUGAGCAGCAGCAGGCACAGAGUCGGUGCCCUUUAACUGUGGCAUCUGUGCCAGGAUGGCGGAUACUGCCAACCAGCCGUUGCCAGAUCCUGCUCCCCAGCUCAGAUGAGCCUCCUUCCCCAUCACACGCUGAACUCCCGACCCCAGUUGGUGACAGACUGCGCUGCAUCCCUCCCAGGACUCCCACCGUCCUCGGAGGGAUGAGUCCUGUAUCAUCUGCUUCGUGACACAGAUGCGGCGUUGCGCCAGGUGGCCCCUCAUAACCUCCAAGUGCUGUCACCACCAUCUUAUGAGGCGCCUGAAAGUCAAGAGGAAUGUUGCAAGUUACUGCAAGAGGGAAAGUUCCCCAUCUCUCACUUUCUCAAACGGUCACCUCUGCCAACUUUUUGCCCCUCUUAGAGACAGCAGUUUUUCUCCACCCUUCACAGCAGCUGGCACCAGCUCAGCCCUAACUCACAAAACGAAGAAAAAAAUCCCAGAAAACGGCAAGAACUUACACUUAAUGGACCGAUAAGACAUUUUGGACAAGCUCCUCGGGCCCACAGAUCUGCCCAUUUUCCUGCAAACGUGAUCAGGAUUGAGAUAUAUUGACUGCGGACUAAGCAGAACAGAGAAGAGACAAAAUCAGAGUUGAGUAGAUAUUAGCUGCAGAGCAUUAAUGGAGCGGAGGGGAGGAAUCUGCUCUUUGUUUUUCCUGCUGAUUGGUGUGACCUUGCUCACUGGCUGCCUGGGUGAACACAGGUUUAUAGAUGACAGCGUGGCCACAGAGGAGGUGAAAAGGCAGAAGCCACCUCACCUCAUCUUCAUCAUGGUGGACGACCAGGGCUACGGAGACAUUGGCUACCACGGCUCAGACAUUCACACUCCUGUGCUGGACCAGCUGGCAGCAGAAGGGGUCAAACUUGAAAAUUAUUACGUCCAGCCUAUCUGCUCACCAUCACGCAGUCAACUCAUGACAGGGCAAUACCAGAUUCACACUGGGCUGCAGCAUUCAAUCAUCCGUCCUCGUCAGCCCCUCUGCCUGCCCCUGGACGUUCCCACCCUCCCAGAACGUCUGGCUGAAGCUGGAUACUCCACACACAUGGUGGGUAAAUGGCACCUGGGCUUCUGCAGGCCCAGCUGUCUGCCCACAGGACGAGGCUUUCAGAGUUUUUUGGGCACACUGACCGGCAGUGGAGACCAUUUCUCCUAUCAGAGCUGCGACGGGGCUGAAGCUUGUGGGUUUGACCUGCAUGAUGGAGAGCGGCCUGCCUGGGAGAUGGCUGGGAACUACUCCACUCUGCUCUACAUAGAGAGAGUGAAGCAGAUCCUGAGGAGCCACGACCCACGUACACCACUGUUCCUUUAUCUGUCCCUUCAGGCUGCCCAUACACCCUUGCAAGCACCAGAACAUUUUCUCCACCGCUACGAUUCCCAGACUAAUCGUCUCAGGCGCCACUAUGCAGCCAUGCUCAGCUGCCUGGACGACGGCGUUGCUCAAGUAGUCCAGGAGCUGAAGACAAGUGGGCUCUAUGAAAACUCAGUGCUGAUCUACUCCUCUGAUAACGGAGGGCAGCCGCUGUCUGGUGGCAGCAACUGGCCUCUCAGAGGUGGCAAAGGAACCUACUGGGAAGGAGGCAUCAGAGCUGUGGGCUUCGUCCAUAGUCCCCUCAUGAAGAGGAAGGGUGUAGUAAGCCGAGAGCUGAUCCACGUCUCUGACUGGUAUCCUACUUUACUGGGGCUGUCCGGUGCCCUGCAGUCCCACAGUGGGCUCGACGGUCACGAUGUGUGGGGGAGCAUCAGCGAGGGCUCGCCUUGUCCUCGCACUGAAAUCCUUUUCAACAUUGACCCAGUGUCCAGGAAACCUGGGGAGCCAUAUGACAAGGCGUUGCUGCUCAACGGCUUUGGGAUCUGGGACACAGCUGUUAGAGCGGCAUUAAGGGCCGGUGACUGGAAGCUGCUGACGGGAAAUGUGGGCGACGGGGACUGGAUACCGCCCCACGCUCUCCCCGGUGGUCCAGAACGGUGGCUGAAACUGGAGAAGCGGCGCAACGAGCUGGGGAAGUCAGUGUGGCUGUUUAACAUCAGCUCCGACCCCUACGAGAGGUACGACCUGGCCGAGGCUCGUCCAGAGGUGGUGAAACAUCUGCUGAAAAGGCUGGCAGAGUACAACCAGACGGCUGUGAUGACCAGGAAUCCACCGGAUGAUCCGAUGGCUGAUCCAGAGCUCCAUGGAGGGGUGUGGGGGCCCUGGCUGGGCCUGGAGGGGCAGGAGGGCGACAGUGGAGAGGAUGAUGGCAGGAGAGAGAGGAUGAUGAAGAUUAAGCACUGCAAGUUGUGUAAACUAAAAGCCCUCUUCAAGAAGGUGGGGUCACGCCUGCAGAGAAACACUUUAUUCUAAAUGUCUCCUGAACUGAAGGGUUCAGUAUGUUUUAAAUGAGCUUAGAAGUGAUGUCUAGAUUUUAAAAGCCCCUUUAGAUGACCUGAUGGUUGGUCUAAAGCUCUCCAAAAUAGAAGUGGGCAUAAGGACGCCUAAUCAGUGGAUAGUGUUUCCUCAAAUAUUUUUUUAUGGUGUUACUCUUCAUUAUGAAUGCAAAAAAAUAUACAGCAAUAGUUGUUUUCAUAAUGAAAACUAGUAGUGUUUUAUACUCAUAUAGUCUUUAUACAAUGAGGACAUGUACUCGGGUCUGUGGAAGCUCCUUAACGUCCCUCUCUGGUCAUUAAAGGGGAACUUUGUUUUUUUCAACCUGGGGUCUGU